AUGUCGCCAGCUCUUCUGGCUAGUGGCACUUCUGCCUUAGGAGGUGUUGAUUCUUUUGUAUCAUGCCUGAAGCAAAUUCUUUCGACAAUCGAAAAGAGCUCUCUUGAACCCCCACUGGGCGAGUUGGAUUUCGAUGCCGAGCUCUUGGGUCAAAUCAAACCUGCAACACAACCCGUCGAUGAGCUCUAUAAAUCAUCGCUUGAAAUAGCGUGUAAAACCAUAUUAUAUGAGCUUGCUACAAAAGACACCUCUGUUAGUAACGAAACAUUGAUCGCGUUCGGAAAUCUACUAGAUUUAGCCUUGGUGUUUGCGGAGCUUGAAAUCUCCGAACCCGGUUUGCCUCUUGCCUUAAUUGAGGAACUCUUCGACUCUCAAACAAUCCCGUCCUGCGAGCUACUAUUCCAAUAUCUUGAGUCCCGGAUCGAACGGGUGACGGCAGGUAUCGAAGGGAGUAAAGGUAAAGGUCUUAUUUUGUUGCGUUUACUCAACGAAUUACUCCGGAGGUUAUCGAAAACAGAAGACACUAUUUUCUGUGGGCGAAUAUUGAUCUUCCUAAGUAAGAGCUUUCCUAUCGGUGAAAAAUCGGGGGUCAAUCUGAGGGGAGAAUUCAACACUCAAAAUGUGACUGUGUAUGAUGACACUCCUCCCCUGGAGCCCGUCCUAGACGUGGAAAUGGAAGUUGAUACGAAGGAGGAGGAAGUAAAAACUGAAGAAUCAAUAUCGACUGCUAUUCCUGAGGGGGACGUAAAAAGCGACGACGGCACAAAGGGUGCCAAAACGGUCUCUUUUACUGCUGGGCAGGAGCCGAAAACCCCCUCCGAGGUCCUAAGUACUAGUGCGCUAUAUCCCAUUUUCUGGUCCCUGCAACGCGAUUUUGCAGAUCCGCAACGGCUAUUACAGGCCCCAGAAUCUUUAGAAUCUUUUAAAAAAGGACUUGCCGCAACAAUGGCGAGAUUUCAAAUAGCAGAUGAGGAAGCCAUCAAAAGUAGCGGCAUAGGAGAUAAAAAAGACAAUCAAGCAAGCAACAGUAAGCGGUCAGAUGACAAGAAAGCUAGUCUAGUAGUUACUGGAGAGAAAAGGAAAAGAGAUGACGAAGAGGACGAUUCACAUGGAGAAGGGUUUAACCCUAAAUAUCUGACUAGUCGAGAAUUAUUUGAGCUUGAGAUCAGCGACUUAACAUUCAGAAGGCAUGUGCUCGUACAGGCAAUGGUUCUGAUUGACUUCUUAUUAAGCCUUACACCUGGGGCAAAAGACAAGUGGAAGGAUAUCAAGACACCCAACAGAGCAGUUCAAUAUUCCUACACACUGAGCCCUGAAGAUGAGCAAUGGGCUAUCAGCACCCGCACCCAAAUAUCUAAUAGCCUGCAGCCCAAUCAGUCUGGUAGACUCUUUAUGCGUCUUAUCAAUACCGUUCUCACUAGAGAACAAAACUGGGUGCGGUGGAAAGCGGAGAGUUGCCAGCCAUUUGAUAUGCUCCCUCUAGCCGAGGAAGAAUUUGAAGAUGCAAAGCUCAAGGCUGAAAAACAGUGCAUCUCGGAGGCUCCUUUUCGCUAUGUCAUGGGAACACCAACUCUGAGUAGACUCUGGCAGGGGACUGGGGACGCAUCGGGAAUGGAGGGAUUAACUGACGAGGAGAGACAUCGUAUCCCUACACCCGAGUCUUUCCGAGCAGGUGUCCAACAGGCUCAGGAAGAUAUCAAAGACUCAUUUUUUCCACAGGAUAUCGAAGAAGCCCAAAACGCAAAAUUCACGAAAACGUGGAAGGCUUUGCGUAUUGCAUCGCGAGACCGCUUUCAUUUAUUCAACAAAUUUGAUGAUAAAUUUGACGAGGAAAGAAAUGAUCUGGAAAUGCUUUUUGAUGUGGAUGAAAAGACGAAAGAAGAAGCAAAACCGAAGCCCACAACAUCAACUUGA
Molecule: messenger RNA, 1914 nt
Organism: Morchella importuna
Lineage: Eukaryota; Fungi; Ascomycota; Pezizomycetes; Pezizales; Morchellaceae
Exons: 7
Coding region: 1-1914 (637 amino acids)
Biological process (GO): regulation of DNA-templated transcription elongation; mRNA export from nucleus
Cellular component (GO): THO complex part of transcription export complex
Source: RefSeq, a predicted model, not a curated record